Molecule: messenger RNA, 762 nt
Organism: Tarenaya hassleriana
Lineage: Eukaryota; Viridiplantae; Streptophyta; Magnoliopsida; Brassicales; Cleomaceae
Product: 60S ribosomal protein L24
Exons: 5
Coding region: 83-577 (164 amino acids)
Biological process (GO): cytoplasmic translation
Cellular component (GO): cytosolic large ribosomal subunit
Molecular function (GO): mRNA binding; structural constituent of ribosome
Source: RefSeq, a predicted model, not a curated record
UGUUUCUUAUAUAAACUAUCGCUUCGUCUAGGGUUUUCAAGUCUAGGGUUUCAGGCGUGGAGCAGGGGAAGCAACAGUAGCCAUGGUUCUCAAGACAGAGCUUUGCCGUUUCAGUGGUGCCAAGAUUUACCCAGGAAGGGGAAUCAGAUUUAUCAGAUCUGACUCUCAGGUGUUUUUGUUCGCCAACUCCAAGUGCAAACGCUACUUUCACAACCGGUUGAAGCCAUCCAAGCUGACAUGGACUGCCAUGUACAGGAAGCAGCACAAAAAGGACAUAGCCCAAGAGGCUGUGAAGAAGAGGAGACGGGCAACCAAGAAGCCGUACUCGAGGUCCAUUGUUGGUGCGACCUUGGAAGUCAUUCAGAAGAAAAGAACGGAGAAGCCCGAGGUCCGUGAUGCUGCAAGAGAAGCCGCUCUUCGUGAGAUCAAGGAGAGAAUCAAGAAGACAAAGGACGAGAAGAAGGCAAAGAAAGCCGAGGUCAUGGCCAAGCACCAGAAGUCUCAGGGGAAGGGCAAUCUCCCGAAAGGCGGUGCAAGCAAGGGUCCUAAGUUAGGAGGAGGCGGUGGCAAACGCUGAAGACCCUAUUCCCAUCCUACUCUUUCGGUAGUCUGGAAACUUGUGAUAGUUAUUGUCUAUUUCUGAAUGUUUUGCAAGAAUACACUGUCUUUGUUGUGUUUUCCCAUUUUGUUUUCUCUUCACUUCAUAUCUUGCAUUGUCCCUUAGAAUUUUGCAGCUUAUGAACUUUGUGUUGCUACUUCUCA